Molecule: messenger RNA, 816 nt
Organism: Pelodiscus sinensis (Chinese soft-shelled turtle)
Lineage: Eukaryota; Metazoa; Chordata; Testudines; Trionychidae
Source: RefSeq, a predicted model, not a curated record
AAUGCCGGGAGCUGAGUCGGAACCUGGAGUCAAAGGAGAAUGAAAUCAAGCGGCUGCAGUCAGAGAAAUUCAUCCUACAUGGCUCCCUGCAGCCCGUGGUGGGGGUAGUGGGGCAGGAUGUGGUGUUACCCUUCCAGCUCUCGCCCCCAGCCCGACUGGCCAACAAGGGCGUGUUGUGGAGGAAAAUUGGCACCGAAUUUAUCCUAGUUCAUGAGUACUCGGACGAGGGUCCCAAGGACCAGCCGGGAGAAGGUUACCAGAACCGGACGGAGAUGUUCCCACAGGAGUUCAGCAGAGGGAAUGUCUCCCUGAAACUGAAACGGCUCCAAGAGGCAGAUGCUGGGACGUACCACGACUGGCCAACAAGGGCGUCCGUGGCUCCAGUGUUCAUUGAAGUUCUGGGCCCCCAGGGCCAGGGGAUUGGACUGGCCUGUAGAUCCACAGGCUGGUUCCCCAAACCCGAACUCCAGUGGGUUGGGAAGAAUCGGCAGAACUUGACAAUGGAUCCUGUGACCUACAUGACUGAGGGCGGGGACAAUCUAUACAGUGUUGAAAGUCAAGUCACUGUCACAGAAGGAAAUGACACUGGAGAGAUCAGCUGCAUCGUGCGGAAUGGCCUGCUGGAAACAGAGCGACAGUCGACCAUUCAGCUCUCCGGUGACGUCUUCCCCCGGGUGUCUCCCUGGCUGGCUGCAUUCUGGGCCUUGCUCGCUCUGGUUCUCGUCGCUGCUGGAGUUUGUGCAUAUCUUGGAUGCACAGGGAAGCAAAAAGUCUCUCAGAAGAAACGCGCUGAAGAGGAGGCUCUGUUAUCUCUUG